UUGUAGGAAUAUGAUGGGGUUUUAAGUCAUUGACGUAUUUGUCAAAAUACUAAUUCCUACUAUCCUCCCAUUGCUGAAAAAUUCAGAAACGCGUUUCCUUUUUCUCGCAGAGAGAGAGAGGGAAACAUGUCGUAAUGUAAUCUUCCUUUGCCUUAAAUUUCUCCAUUUCUUUUGUUUCUCUUUCUCCCACCAAUCCGUUUCCCAGAAAUCCACGAACCCUAGAGUUAUCAUUCCUCUUCGACACAUUGAGAUCAAAUCAAAUUUCAUCUUCUUUUUUGUUUUCUCCCAUCUUUUUCCAUAUGUGUCCGUUGAGGUUCCUAUUGGUGUUCUUCUCGGCUAUCCUCGCCGGAUAUUUCGCGUGGAAGACGGUGAGUUCUUCGCCGGACCUCAACUCAGACGACUCACCGGUCGAAUUGAACGAUAAAGAAGGACUCAAUUUCAGAAAGAAGAUGGAGAAUGGCUUCUGGGUGUUCGUCGAUAUGGCCAGCGGAAGAUACCUUUGGAGGAAUUACAAGGAAAUGAAAGAGAAAAGUCAAUGAGAAGGCUUUCACUCAAGGUUUCGUCUUUUUUUGUUUGGUCUCUUCUUUUGUGCAGAAAGUUAAAGAACAAUGAUAAUUCUUAGACGAGUUUGUAACCAUCUCUCUGCUCUAUCUUCCCCUUGAGUUUUUGUAAUUUGAUUAAUUGAUACUUCUCUGUGUAAACUGUAAUCUGGAAACUAAAAAGGUAAAAAAGAGUUUGUAACUUU
Molecule: messenger RNA, 745 nt
Organism: Eutrema salsugineum
Lineage: Eukaryota; Viridiplantae; Streptophyta; Magnoliopsida; Brassicales; Brassicaceae
Exons: 2
Coding region: 300-539 (79 amino acids)
Source: RefSeq, a predicted model, not a curated record